Molecule: messenger RNA, 2260 nt
Organism: Episyrphus balteatus (marmalade hoverfly)
Lineage: Eukaryota; Metazoa; Arthropoda; Insecta; Diptera; Syrphidae
Gene: snky
Product: protein sneaky
Exons: 10
Coding region: 11-2152 (713 amino acids)
Cellular component (GO): membrane
Source: RefSeq, a predicted model, not a curated record
UUGAUAACAAAUGUUUUAUUUUGUAAUAAAAACUAUAAAAAUAAUUGUCAAACCUAUCAAAUAUGGAAUAUCAUCCCUUAUUGGUGCUUUGCAUAAUGGAAGUCAUAAAUGGAAAGUGAAAAACUAUGUAUUGAGCUAUUUAAGUGGAAUCUUCUUAGCAAUAGUAUUUUGGAAGACUUUUAUUCAGACACUAGGAUUUCCAAUUGACUUCACUUAUGGAUUACUACUAUUCCUUGUUAUCAUUCUAGGUUUAGGCUUUGUAUUUACUACAGCUAUCAAAUGUAUAACAGUUCUGGCAUGUGUUGGAUUGUUAGGUAAGACAGGGAGGAGCUUCCUUCGAGCUUUAUGUAUGACUUAUAUUAUAUCAGGACCAUUAUCAAAUCUGGCAUUCAAUGGUCAAGAAACAGUUCGAGUGUUUGCUUGCACAACAGUGUUAACCUACAAUCUUACGAAAACACGAUUUGACCUAAUGAGUAAACCUUUUCAAAACACUCUUGCAGCCAUGAAAGAUGAAAUGGCUGAUAUAAGAAAAAAUUUCGAAAACAUCGAAGAAGUCUUACAGCCUAUCAAAGAUGAAAUUGAUGAUGAAAAUCAGAACAAUUCCUCAAACGUCAACCCUAUUGUAGAAAGAUUUAUUCGUCAAGAUAUUUUACCAGCUUUAUCAUUUGCUGAUCCAACCAAUCAAACUGAAAGACUAUCAAAAGCUCAAGCUAUCAAAGACAAAUAUUCAAAAAAGAUGCAACUGCGAUGUAGAGAACAAUUGGAGAAGGGUGAGAACCGUUGUAAGAAUGCAUUUUCCAGUGCUCAUGAAAAGUGUAUGGAAAGGUUGCCAGUUGUGGUUGAUACACUCCUAUGUUGGCCACUACGAAUUGAUUUUGUUUGUAAUAUGGAACUUUUGGGAUAUCAAGAAACUGGAGGAAUUUGUGAUCCGAGCGGUGUUAUUGAUCCAAAACUGGGUGAAAAUAUGAUUAAUUUGAAAGAAACCGAACAUGAUCUUUUUCAAAAUGUAACUGAUGCUGGAAUUUCAUUCGAAGUUGUCAAAAUUCAGCAACCACCUCAGUUAAAAGCUGCAAAAGAAACAGCAAACAUUGUCAUGGAAGAAAUCACGGCAAAGAAGAAAUCAUUUGAUUACAUUAUGUCUAUUAUGCAGAGAAUACUUUCAUUUGUAUUUUUAAGAGUUAUUCACUCUUCUAUAAUGUACCACAGGAACUAUUUACGAAGAAUCGAUUUCGAUAAUAUUUAUAUAAUGCCAUAUUUCAAGAGAAUCGAUCAACGGCGAGGAGAACGUAAUCAACACACUUUGCUGCCAUUAAAAAAAUUCCAACGUAAUUUUUUAGUCGAUACUGAAAAACCCUGUAAUCAUUCCAAAGAUGAAUCAAGAGCUAUGACAUUUCUGUUUUUGCAAUUUAUUCUUGAAAUAUUUGUAUCAGGAUUAUUUUUGCUCCUUGACCACAUGAUAGUUGUACUAUUGAAAAUUGUUGCUUCGAAGUCCGAAAUCACUUAUUAUCAAGAAGGUGAACAUAUAAUUUCAUUUUCUAUUAAUGGAACUGGACUCAUGGCCCGUCUUAUGCGAACAACAUUAAAAAAUUUCAAUAUGCAUGAACGUGUUUCUACAUUUUUGACAAAUAAACCAUGUUUACCGCAACCAUCGGCUUUGCCAAAGAGAUUCUAUUUGACGUUACUUGGAUUAUAUUUAGCAACAUUGCUUCUAAUUUAUUACAGUACGCUAACUAUGCGUUCUAGAAUGUACAUUUGUGGUUUUUUCUAUCGCAAAAGAGAAAAGCAAAGAACUCUACAUCUCUACAAUAAAAUGUUAAAGAAUCGUAAAAUUCUGUUCGAAACUAUGUAUCGCAAGGUAAAAGAUGAUUUGGAGGCGAAAAAACUCAAGAUGAACUUAAAUUUGUUGUUGCGGCUGCGUUUUAAAUACCCAAAAUAUUUUAGUUGGCUUCGAUGGUUCAAUAUCACCCGACGGAAUUGUUUAAUAUGUGGUGAACGGGAACCAAGAAAUGCUGCAAAUACUUUGUUAGUUCAGUUUGUAGAAUGUACAACUUCAGACUGCAAUUUUACUUAUUGCGAAGAAUGUUGGCUUGAUAUUGGAGAAGUAUGUGUUGCAUGUCAGAGUGGAGAAAAAGUUUUAAGAUGCUGCAAUUAAAAUUAUGUUUAUUUAAUACACUUUAUUUAUGUGGAUUAUAAUUUAUAUUUAUAAAAAUGUAUUUUAUAUCAAAAAUAAAACUUUUGUACAUUUUUUUUGUAUGAUAUU